AUGGUCGAACAGGAAAAGCGUGAGGAAAAAAUCACGACCGUGGAAAGGCCUUUGAUGCCGUUCACAUGGACAGUACCAGAUGGCGGUUUUGUCAGUCCACAAACGGUACGCUUCACGCUCACUCCGUUUGUGAGCGCUAAGCGCUUUUCGUGCAAUUUGAUGUCUGGAGGCGAACACUUCUUCCACUUCCGAGUCGAUUUCCACAAUGCUAACGAAAAAUCGAGCAAGGAAGCAGUUGUCCGCAACAGUACUCGAGGUUACAAGUGGCAAACAGAAGAGAGACAUGUCACGACUUUCCCUUUCUCUAAAGGCAUCACUUCCGACAUACUUUUCGUAGCUUAUGGAUCGACCGUGGCUGUUGACGUCGAUGGAUCACCGUAUGUCAAGUUCGCGUACCGUAAUGGUGACAAUCCUGCGCAAAUUGACAGGAUUACGGUGGAAGGUGAUUGUGUCUUGCAACGAUUCGUACACAAAGCGUGA
Molecule: messenger RNA, 480 nt
Organism: Ostertagia ostertagi
Lineage: Eukaryota; Metazoa; Nematoda; Chromadorea; Rhabditida; Trichostrongylidae
Source: the annotation of a GenBank genome assembly